Plectropomus leopardus (leopard coralgrouper) is the source of this 276-nucleotide messenger RNA. Lineage: Eukaryota; Metazoa; Chordata; Actinopteri; Perciformes; Serranidae. The record is from RefSeq and is a predicted model, not a curated record.
AUGAGCGACUCAAAUUACUGGGUUGUGGACUAUGAUCUCUCCUCCCCUGCCCCGCCCGGGUUUCCCAGGGGCUCGGCGGUGCUGGAGCCCAUGGCGGGGCAUCCUGAGCAGGGAGGGGCCUUCUGUUUUGUCGGCCUCCUCGUGCUGCUGCUGCUCUUUCUCCUUGUUCGCUGCGUCCGCAUCUUAUUGGACCCCUACAGCAGCAUGCCAGCAUCAUCGUGGACGGACCAUAAGGAGGGCCUGGACAGAGGACAGUUUGAUUAUGCACUGGUGUGA